AUGACAUAUAGGGAUGCCAAAGAUUGGACGAACUUUUUCUUCUCCCAGAGUCCACCUGACUUGACCAAACUCGACCUCGAGACUCAAGUGGAUUUCAAGCGUUUCCGUCCGGCAAGUUCCCUGACUACACUGAACAUGACGCCCAGCUCCAGCUCCAACGUGUUCCAGACUUACGCAAUCGGGGUUCAGCGGUCGUUAUGA
This is a messenger RNA of Aspergillus pseudoviridinutans, 201 nucleotides long. RefSeq lists its product as uncharacterized. Bases 1 to 201 code for a protein of 66 amino acids. The transcript has 2 exons. Lineage: Eukaryota; Fungi; Ascomycota; Eurotiomycetes; Eurotiales; Aspergillaceae. The record is from RefSeq and is a predicted model, not a curated record.